AUGAAUCUAUGGAUACCACCUGUUACGUCAGUUCCUUUACUGCGAAAUUUAAAGCGUACUAUAGAAAGCAAUAAAAUUUUACCACGCCGUUUAUGUUAUUUCUCAGUAGAGUUUAUUUUUAACGAUCCGUUAUUUGAAACCGACCAAGUUCCUG
This is a messenger RNA of Funneliformis caledonium, 154 nucleotides long. Lineage: Eukaryota; Fungi; Glomeromycota; Glomeromycetes; Glomerales; Glomeraceae. The record is from the annotation of a GenBank genome assembly.